Fragaria vesca subsp. vesca is the source of this 1608-nucleotide messenger RNA. RefSeq names its product putative glycosyltransferase 5-like. Gene Ontology annotation, molecular function: hexosyltransferase activity. Gene Ontology annotation, biological process: xyloglucan biosynthetic process. The coding region runs from base 1 to 1371 and encodes 456 amino acids. Gene Ontology annotation, cellular component: membrane; trans-Golgi network; endosome. The record is from RefSeq and is a predicted model, not a curated record. The transcript has a single exon. Lineage: Eukaryota; Viridiplantae; Streptophyta; Magnoliopsida; Rosales; Rosaceae.
AUGGGCCAGGACGGUUUCAUAUCGGCCCAGAAGCGCACCUCCAGCGGCCUCCCCACCACCGCCGCCGCCGCCGCCGGCCGAGCAUCCCGCCCGGCCCUCCCGCGCGGCCGCCAGAUCCAGAAGACCUUCAACAACAUCAAAAUCACCAUCCUCUGCGGCUUCGUCACCAUCCUCGUCCUACGUGGCACCAUCGGCGUCGGCAACCUCGGAACCUCCGACGCCGACGCCGUCAACCAGAACUUAAUCGAAGAGACCAACCGGAUCCUCGCCGAGAUCCGCUCCGACGCCGACCCCAACGACCCGGACGAGUUCCUCAACGGCACUCAGAUCACCUCUAACCCCAACGUGACCUACACGCUCGGCCCCAAGAUCGGAAACUGGGACUCCGAGCGAGCCCAAUGGCUUCAGUCCAACCCGGAGUUUCCGAACUUGGUGAACGGUAAGCCUCGGGUUCUGUUGGUUACCGGGUCGCCGCCUAAGCCCUGUGAUAACCCGAUUGGGGAUCAUUAUCUGUUGAAGGCUAUAAAGAACAAGAUUGAUUAUUGUAGGCUUCAUGGGAUUGAGAUUGUUUAUAAUUUAGCUCAUUUAGAUAUGGAGCUGGCCGGGUAUUGGGCCAAGUUGCCUCUAAUUAGGAAGCUGAUGCUUUCGCACCCCGAGGUGGAGUGGAUUUGGUGGAUGGAUAGUGAUGCAAUGUUUACUGAUAUGGUGUUUGAGAUCCCGUUGGCCAAGUAUGACGAGCAUAAUCUUGUGAUUCAUGGGUAUCCGGAUUUGUUGUUUGAUCAGAAGUCUUGGAUUGCUUUGAAUACGGGGAGUUUCUUGUUUAGGAAUUGCCAGUGGUCUUUGGAUUUGCUGGAUGCUUGGGCUCCGAUGGGGCCUAAGGGGCCGAUUAGGGAGGAGGCCGGGAAGGUUUUGACGGCCAAUUUGAAGGGGAGGCCGGCGUUUGAGGCGGAUGAUCAGUCUGCAUUGAUAUAUUUGUUGCUGUCGCAGAAGGAUCUGUGGAUGGAGAAGGUUUUCGUGGAGAAUUCGUACUACUUGCAUGGAUAUUGGGCUGGAUUGGUGGAUCGGUAUGAGGAGAUGAUAGAGAAGUAUCAUCCGGGAUUGGGGGAUGAGAGGUGGCCGUUUGUGACACAUUUUGUGGGUUGCAAGCCUUGUGGGAGUUAUGGGGAUUAUCCGGUGGAGAGGUGCUUGAGCAGCAUGGAGAGGGCUUUUAAUUUUGCUGAUAACCAGGUGCUUAAGCUUUACGGGUUUAGGCACAGGGGCUUGUUGAGCCCUAAGAUCAAGAGGAUCAGGAAUGAGUCGGCCACUCCUUUGGAGGCUGUCGACAAGUUUGAUAUUCGGCGGCAUCCAGUGCAGGGUGGAUCGCACAGCUAGUGAGUAAGACAUCUUCAGUGUGUGAUAAAUUGAUAGGUAAUGAUGUAACACAUCAGUUAAAACAGAUUUACAUUUGAUAACAGUUCAUCUUUACUUGUAUUUGUUUGUUCUGUUGUCCCUCCACCUUGUUUUGAACUUCCAAGAACAAUAGAGUAGAAUUCUUUCACAGUCUUGAAAUCAUCAUUGUAUCGUGUUCAAGUAAUCCUUAAAGGAAUUUUAUUUUUUGAUUUCAGCAUA